Messenger RNA from Scophthalmus maximus (turbot), 7812 nucleotides. RefSeq names its product centromere protein F. The coding region runs from base 282 to 5183 and encodes 1633 amino acids. Lineage: Eukaryota; Metazoa; Chordata; Actinopteri; Pleuronectiformes; Scophthalmidae. Gene Ontology annotation, cellular component: nucleus; spindle pole; chromosome, centromeric region. The transcript is spliced from 17 exons. Gene Ontology annotation, biological process: mitotic cell cycle; regulation of G2/M transition of mitotic cell cycle; metaphase chromosome alignment. The record is from RefSeq and is a predicted model, not a curated record. Gene Ontology annotation, molecular function: dynein complex binding; microtubule binding.
GUCACUAGCCCCGCCCCCCGCCUCGUGCGUGCCCCAGCGUCGCCGGUCAGCUGCACGAGACGCGCGGCAUCUCGUGUCAGAUGCGAACAAGUGUCAGUGAGCGUCAGUGAGCGUCAGCGACCGCGUCGGUUCUGUCCACGGUCGCCUCGUCGUCGGCGGAGAGCCGGACACCGUCUUCCCCCUGAGACAGCGGUGUCAGUCCGAGGCACGUCCCCGCGCUCCGGGGGAGGGAGCCGGGCGGUUGGCGGCUCUUUGUACCCGCCGCACAGUGAACAAGAGAUAUGAGUUGGGCUGAGGAGGACUGGACGGUGGGCCUGUCUGGACAGGUCCUGCAAAAGGUGAAGGAGUUGCAGAUCCAUCAGGAGCGACUGUCCAGAGAGAGCAAGCAGAAACAGCUACAGUUGGACAAAGUCCAAACGAGCCUUGAAAAACAGACUGUUAAGUAUGAGGAGGUACGUGGGGAGCUCCAGUCUGUGCAGAGGGAGCUCCAGAGUGUUCGUGACGAGGCCAAGGCAGCAGUGAUCAGCAGGGAGCGCCUGGUUCAGGAGCUUCAGACCAAGCAGGCACAAGUAUGCUCUUUCGAGGGCCAGCUAGACUCUGCCCGCUCCCUCAACAACAAGCUCACCCAGGAAGUCAAAAGGCUGGAGGCUGAGCUUGAGAAGCUACAGAACAGCAGCAGAGCAGCAGAUACAACUUUGUUUUCUACUCCAUGCUGGAAUACGACCUCACCCUGGGAACACAAUGAGAGCAGAAAGGAGGAGGAGAAGCCUUGGCAUCGAGAUGAAGCACAGAGCACAGCACUUCACAUCCGGCAGCGGCUCCAGUUCUCAGACAAUUCAUUGCCAAGACAACAACACAAGAGCACACCCCACCACCAUCUGUCUGACCAAUCAGAGUCCUUCUCCACUCCCUCGGCUGCAUUUCCGUGGGAACGGGAUGACAGCAGGCCAAAAACCAGGAGACCAUCCCCGGCCUCUCCCCAGACGCCCAGCACUGAUGUCAUCAGUCGAGGCCAGCCGGCACCGGGGCUUUAUGGGAAGGAGAUGGAGCUCAGGACAGAGACAGACAUAUCUGUAUCAGAAAUUCAGAGUCGCUUGGCGUGUUUGGAGGAGGAGCUGUCUGCGAAGGCCCGGUCGUUGAAGUCGAUUCAGAACGACUUAAUGCAAAGCAACAAGGAGCUCGCCGCCCGAGAGCUCAGCCUGCAGAAAGCUGGCACCGAGCUCAGCCUGGCACGCACACGCAUGACCCAGGAGGGUGAACGGGCAUCAGGAGCUGAGCAACGGUUGAAGCAGUUGCAAGAGGAGCUGAGGUGUCAGAGGCAAAAUACAGAGAGCAGCCGACUGCAGCACCAACAGCGCGCUAAGGAUCUGGAGAAACAACAUCAGAGGGAUUUGACAGAGCUUCAGAAGGAGAGGCAGUGUCUGGAGAAGCAGCAUCAGCAGGAGGUGAAUAAGCUCAACCAGGAGCUCCAGCAGGCCAGGACGCUCCACAAUGCCCUGCAGGCCCAGGCUGACAAGCUGUCUCUACAGAAACAAGCGCUGGACAAAGAGUUGGACACGCUGAAAGAGAAACUGAAGUGGACGGAGGGACAGCUGAAGGAGAGCCAGAAGAAAGAAGCACAGACACAAGCCAGACUAACGGAGGCGAUGCGCGAGGCAGAGGGUGCGGCAGUGAGUCUGGAGCAGAGUAGGAAGAGAGAGCGAGGUCUAGAGGAAGAGGGGAGGAGACUGGCCGAGGAGCGAGCCGACGCCCUGUGUCUCCUCAAAGAACUUCAGGAGCAAAAAGCUGCACCAGAACCUUUACAAACUGUGCAAUUUUGUCCCGUUGGACAGAGUUUCUCCCCUCAGCCUUCAUACGCUCUUCAUUCUCGACCGUCAAGUUACACUAAGAGGCCCGCCACCACUACCCGAGCCGAACAGAGGAAGGAAGAGGAGUACGUGGACGAGAAAAGGGUAGAGAUUACAGCAUCUUACCCUCCUGACAGAGAGCCAGGAGAAGGCAUCGACUCUGAACACAUCACUGACCUCACAGACUCUGAGAGUUUACAAAGGGAAGGACACAGAAGGAACAAGGAAGAUAACCUGGGUAUAAAUGAGGCGAUAGAGUGUGACAGCUCUGGAACAAAGAAGCACUCAGCAUUUAAUAAUGUUCUCUCUAGUUUCUCUCACUCCACUGCUGGUAUGCCCACCAUCACCAGUUUGACGCCUCCUGCCGAAAAGACACCUCCUGUCAAGCCAGAGCAGGUCAAGGCCUAUGAAGAACUCCAGAGGGAGAAUGCCAUGUUGCGUUCAGAGAUGAAUGAUGUACGUGAAGAACUCCAGAAACGGCUGGAAGACCUGGAAGCCCAACGACGAGCCGAGGCAGAAGCCAGAACUCGGCUCAAACAGCUCAGCCGCAAACAUGCCAGUCAGACUGUGGAGAAGGAGGAGCAGGAAAAGGAAUGGAGGGCACAGCUGGAUAGUGAGAGGUCUGAGAUGGAAAGGUUGAGGAAGACCAUGGCUGCUUUGGAGACAGAGAUGAAGAUCAGAAAGGAGGAAAGACAAAAGACAGAGAGAGAGGAGGAGGAGGAGGUGGAUAACAAAGCGCUAGAAGACAGAGAGAGUGAAUUGAUUGAACUUAAUAUCCAGCUAAAGAAGCAGCUAGCAGGUGUGAAAGCCCAGUUGGCAUUAGAACAAGAGGAGAGGAACCAAAUAACAAACACAGAAAAAGAUGUGAAAAAAGAGUUGAGCACAAAACUGGCAGAACUUAAAGCUGAAUUGGAGGGACUGAAGCGCAACAGAAAAGAAGAGGAGAAAAGAGGAGAGGAGAAACUCUCAGUUGCCAACAGCCCCUUGACGUACCUCACUCUACAUGAUGAUGAGCUCAACUCCAACAUUGUUCACUGUGAAAACAAACUCCUUCCUUCUCCAGAGCAGCACCUCCUCUUCUGCCAGUCCACCAACCAACUCAACAGGCUUGUAUCUCAGGGAACAGCAGAUCUAAUUCAAGAAGAACAAACCGUGAAAGUUCCAGAAUGCUCACCUCUGUCAGAUAAGCGGCAAACGGGUCCAUUGGCCUCUGACCUGGAGGACGACAGACAAAACAAUCAGGGAGGGUCUCUGUCAGACCAGAGAGAGGAACCUUCUCAACCCCAGACAUGUGAAUCUGCUCCCGCAGAUUUGUCAAAAGAGGUGACGCGCCUGCAGAAGGAGAAAGCAAAGGAAACAGAACGUGCCGACCAGAACCAGAUUAAACUAGAGGCCCUGCAGAGCCAGGUGACGUGUCAGACCCAGCAGCUGACCAUGGCCUUUGACAAGCAGAGUCAACACAUCUCAGGCCUUCUAGCUGAGCUACAGGAGAAGGAGAGUGCCCUCCUCAGCCAGGGAGAAGAACUGCAGCAAUGCAAACAAGAGCUGGAUGCUUUCAUAGCCGAAAAAGAGGUCAAAGGGGUGGGGGGUGAAGCUCGAAGAGAAGAAAGGCGAAAUGAGAAGUCGGAGGACACCAUAGAGCUACAAUCCAAUGAGGAAAAGGACAGCGUGGUCACCGUCCACACUACGAGUUCACUGGCAGACGCGGGCUCUACUGCACAGCGAGAGGAAGGUCAAACUAAGACCGCUGCCGAAACACCAACACUCGUUAGCAGUGAAGAGGACGAUGAAGCACUAUUGUUCGGGGAACGUCCAGGCUCUGUGGACUCUCAGACUGAGAGCAGCCAUGAGUGCAUCUUGAGUGAGUGUAGUCAAGAUGGAGCAACUGCAGAUGUGGUUGCAGAAUUGCUCGUUCUGCGUCAGGAGAAUCAGCUGCUGAAACAAAGAAUAAAGGCCUUGACUGUCUCCGACACCAACAGCCUGGCAUUACAGACUGACCGUAAAAACCGAGAAGACAAGCAAAGUCAAAACCCAGGAAAUGCUGUUCUGUUGUGCUUGACAGAGCACAGGCCAGUUAGUGUGCAGAGUAACAUCACCACUGAGGGACAGGAGUCACUACUGCAGAAUGAGAGGAGGAGGGGAGAUGAAGGAGGAGAUCUUAAAAGGGAAGAUAAAGGUACAACAGGGGUUGAAGAAGAAGAGAUGGAGGAAUUGUCUCCUCUUCAGAUCAACCACCUUGAGCAACAGGUGGUGGCGCUGCAGAUGAAGCUACGGGCUCUCUCUGAGGAAACCCAGCAGCAGACCGAGGAGCUCGCUCUGUGGAGACUGGCCUCCCAACCAGCUCCAACGUUUGACCAAUUCCAAAACCAGGACCAGAGCUCUGCUGCUGGUUUGACUGAUGAGACGACCCACAUCCCACCGGGGACCGAGAGCCGGGCUCCGAGUCAGGAGAGCCCCAGUAACGUGGCCGUCAUCAGAGAGGAUGAGCUAUUCCUCUCCUGUUCCUCUAACAAGCUGCAGGGCCGCAUGUUGUUCUCCAGACUGCAGCACAACAACCUUCCUGAAACAAAGAGUUUCCAUUCCUCCAAAAAGAUGGCAACACUUCAGGAAUACAACCAGAACGCUGCCAAGAUUGACGAGGAAUCUGAAAAAGAAAACCAGAAGAUAAACCUAAUACAGCGGUCGGAUACCUGUCCACCCCAACACAAAGAGAACAGAGACACUGAACUCAUCCACAAGUCAUUGGAGAAAACGGGUCAACGCGUUACCAAAGGACCAAAUGAGACCAAAACCACAGAGUGUCACACGGGGAACCCUGUGGCCAAUCCAAACGCUUCCAGAACAACCAGUGAAAUGAACACUAGCAGUGAUUCGUCAGAGAAAGCCAUCAGGACAGAAAUGACAAGUGUCAGCAGUCAGACGGAGGAGAGCUUGUAUCCUCACGCUGCUCAAACAGCAUCUGAGCUCCACUGUGCUUACACACAGACUGAGGAGGAGGAGGAGGAAGAAGAGGAAGUAGAUUCACCUCCGAUCUCCCCCAUCCCAUCAUCUUUGGGGGCAGAGUCAGGAGUCAAGAUGUUGUUUUCAGGUUCCUUCCCCAUCCCAUCUGACCCAGCCCGUCUGGCUGAAAGAAUCCGCCGCAACAGGACGCAGCUGUCUGCCGCCUUUGACGACACCGAGUAUGAACCGUACGGACUGCCAGAAGUCGUCAUGAAAGGUUUUGCCGACAUCCCCAGUGGCCCCUCAUGUCCCUACAUUGUGAGAAGAGGUUUGUUGGGGACAUCUGUCCUACCUGUCCCUCAGAAAGACCUGGGACAGGAAGAGGAGACCGAUUGAAGCACAGCUACAGGUAACCUCCAGACAAAGGCCCUAACCAACACUGUGUCAGUUUGGACUCAAUCCAAGACUCAAGGGGAAGUUUAUACUUUCAUGUCGGUUGUCUACAGAUGGAAGUGAACUGAUCACUAAUCACCUCAGUGAUGGACGACAGCAGCGCUGCAAAAACAUUCACCAGCAACAUGAAGCACUUCAGUCCUUUAAACCAAUGCAGGACCAGUUUAAAAACAAAACAAAAGAUGCAUUCAACCAUGGACUUGAAGUUAAGUGUUUGCAGGUAACAGUGGCUGAACAAACACUUCUGCUGAGGAUCUAAAAUGUCUUAAUUUAUCCUGUGAUUGCUGCGUCAUGUUGCAGUGACUUCACACCCACCUGUGUACUGAGGUGCAGAGGCGGUAAUACGGUGAAGUUUGUUGACGUAAACCACUAAAACAAAGGGACUGUUUAGUUUGAAGUAACUCAGAUGAAGCACGUGGGUCCGGCCACGGCCCACUUUGAAUGAACCGGUGCCCAGCUGAUGCUUUUCUAAAAAAAAAGAAAAGAAACACUUGUCAAGAUAAGUUUGACUUGUUUUCCAAAAGGGUGAAGCCAAGAAAGCCUCUUGUGAAAAUGUCAUAUAUAUAUAUAUAUAGUUUUUUUUCUUUUAAAUUCAUGAGGUGGCUUAUUUAUGGACACUUGAAUGUGUUUUAGUAGAGGACGGGUGUUUACAAAACUUGUGUUAAACCGUAGAGAAAAUGUGUGUGUGACAUUAGUUGUGAAUAAAACGUGUGUCCUCUUGACGCGUGUGCCCGCGCGUGUGUGUGAGAGGACUGAAUACAUGUCUAUGACUCAGUCUAACUCGUAUUGGUUUCCGCUCCAUGUAUGGUGAUGAACUCUGCUCCCUCUCCUCCCUCUGCUGCUCUGCUUCUCCUACUUACACUAAUGAGCCUCAUUAGUCAGUAACUCUGUGAUGAACUAAACAUAUAUUUAAUCCAUUAGCAGAGCACACAGGAGGGAAUCAGCUGCUUUUAUCAUAUUUAAUUUAUUUGUUUUGAUGGCUUUUGUUUCUUGCACAUUUGUUACUGUGCCAUAGACAUGAGCAGCCCACGUGUCUAUACUUCAGGUUGUGUAGAUGAGUUUUGGAGUUCAUGUACAGUUUGCAUUAUACCAGAGGAUAAUCACCACUUUGUUCGCUUGCAAGGUUUAGUGAAAGGAUAGGUUCACAUUAUUCAAGUUCUAGUCCUAAAACUGAACUCGCGUGCCCACAGGGACAUUGAAAUGGGCCACUGGUCCUUUUUGCUCUCCUGGCUGCAGAGAUCUGCUUCUAAAGCAGAUUCCAUGGAAAAGAUGGCCGACAAAAUCCACAAAUACAUUCUAAAGUUUGAAAAAAGCUACUCAGAAACUUCAGUUGUCUGAUUUAAGGCCUGGUCACAUCGUACAGCACCUAAAUAUUAAGUCAGGAAGUUUGGUGACAAUCCUGUCGUGGCCAGUUGGACAUGGUUCCUGAUAGUCAGUCACAACAGCUCCUGGAGAAUAGAUCUAUCUUCCCCUCUACUGCUCUGUUUAGUUAUUGAGGACAUUUUGCUCACCAUUGUACACCAUUUUGUCCUAUGAAAUUAUUAAGGAAGAUGGAAGAUGAAGCUUUCCGAGCUCAGCUCGGCAAUGACAGGACGGUGACUUGACAUUGUUUGUUCGAAAGACACAUUUGUCUCAUUAACUGUCUGCAAACUUUAGUGCAGCAGUUUAUACUCUGACAGAGACAGUUAAAUAAAAAGUGAACGGUGCAACACAGCUAGUAUAAGCCACAAUGGCUUCCUCCAUCUUGGAAUUUGCAGGUCAAAGUUUGAAAAUGCAAGACUGAAAUGUUUGCACAGAUUUACUUCGCUCUCCCGAGAUGAUUCAAUCAAUCACAGGGAUUCUGUUGAAAUGAAGUGAAAUUAUUGCAAAAAAAAUCCUUGUUUACAUUUUUGUGACGAGGCCUGCGUGUGGACAUCCUAAAUAAUCCAUCAGCCCAAAAUAAGUCUUUGGAGUACAAAAUGUGUUCUUUAUUUCCCCCUGGACAGUGUUUAUGUGAGCUCUGGUGGAGGGAUAGUAUCAAAAAGACAAACGCUGGAUUUUGGACGAGGGCACCGUUAAUACUAUCAUUUAUUCUUUUAAUACACAUAUUAGCAUGUUGAUGUUGUUUCAAGGAGAACUUGCAAUUGAACCUGUCCUUUAAAACCCUGCCGUGCUGCCUUCAGUGUCACUUGAGAUCAUUUAAGCCGAAGGUAUGUCGACACAUUAGUGUUAAAAAUGUGGAUUGAUUUAGUCUCCAUUUUGUGUUGAGGUAGAGUUGUUCUUUCCCGUUCUUGGCUUGUUAACCCAGUUCAGAACAGAGUGGAUACCAUCGCUGUUAAUCUGCCAUGUUGACACCAUCACACACACACACACACACACACACACACACAUACACACACACACACACACACACACACUCCCCCUGCCUGUCAGCUGCCUUCAUAUCUCUGGGAUCUGUAGUGCUGUUUGGAGGUGGGACUGUCGGACUCUGAGCAGGGAAUUUCACUGUGUAUCUCGUUGCCUUGUUUUGGACACUUUCGUGUGAAUGUAUUCAUGUUGUGUUUUUUGACUAGAAUAAAAGGCUUGCUCUGUA